GAUGGGACUAACAAAGAAGCCACAAGCACAGGAAAGUUGAAUCAGGAGAAUGAACACAUCUAUAACCUGUGGUGUUCUGGUCGAGUGUGCUGUGAAGGCAUGCUCAUCCAGCUGAGGUUCCUUAAAAGACAAGACUUACUUAAUGUCCUGGCCCGGAUGAUGAGGCCAGUGAGUGAUCAAGUGCAAAUAAAAGUAACUAUGAAUGAUGAGGACAUGGAUACAUUUGUGUUUGCUGUUGGCACUCGCAAAGCUUUGGUGCGACUGCAGAAAGAGAUGCAGGAUCUGAGUGAGUUUUGUAGUGAUAAACCUAAGUCUGGAGCAAAAUAUGGACUGCCAGACUCGUUGGCCAUUCUGUCAGAAAUGGGAGAAGUCACAGAAGGAAUGAUGGAUACAAAGAUGGUUCACUUUCUUACACACUAUGCUGACAAGAUUGAAUCUGUCCAUUUUUCAGACCAGUUCUCUGGUCCAAAGAUUAUGCAAGAGGAGGGCCAGCCCUUAAAGCUGCCUGACACCAAGAGGACACUACUGUUUACAUUUAAUGUGCCUGGCUCGGGUAACACGUACCCAAAGGACAUGGAGGCUUUGCUCCCCCUGAUGAACAUGGUGAUUUACUCUAUUGACAAAGCCAAAAAGUUCCGACUUAACCGAGAGGGUAAACAGAAAGCAGAUAAGAACCGCGCACGCGUGGAAGAGAACUUCCUGAAGCUGACACACGUGCAGAGGCAGGAGGCUGCGCAGUCUCGGCGCGAGGAGAAGAAGAGAGCCGAGAAGGAGCGGAUCAUGAAUGAGGAAGACCCCGAGAAGCAGCGCAGGCUGGAGGAAGCUGCUUUGAGGAGAGAACAAAAGAAGCUGGAGAAGAAGCAAAUGAAAAUGAAACAAAUCAAAGUGAAAGCCAUGUAAAGUCACCUCGAGGGCUCCGCCCAUCCACCUGUAAGCUCUGCGCCCACCGGAAACGGGAAAAGCACGAGUCCGUUUCCCCCUAAAGUUCACAUAUUCCUGUGACUGAGAAGUCCUUAGUCCACCCUCCCCUCUUGGUUUAGAGUUCUACAGAGGCUGUAGAUACAUUGAAAGGGCUCUUUCACUUAUUUCCUCCCUCAUAAUCAAAUUAGUUUGAUUAUUUUAUGAAAGAAUGGUAUAUAAAGUACGUGUAGUUUAAAAUAUUUUUAAAUUAUAACGUGAAUCAUCAGUGCUUUGGUGUUUGAAGAACAAUCAUGAAAUUUCUAGAUGGGUUGUUGCUUUUUGUUUAAACUGGGCAAUUAGAGUAACUGUGGAGACUGACUCUAAACCAAGACCCCCAGAGUUCCUAUUGGAAUUGCACAAUAAACAUUGCUUGUUGUUUUCCUGUGUCACAUUAAACUUGUGAAAGAAGUGGAAUUUAGAACCGGUAUGUGGUGAUGACUUUCAGAGACCCUGGAACAUAGUGCAGUGUAUUGGUUGUGUGUGGGCGGUGCUGACGACAGUAUUAUAGGAGGAAAGCUCCAGGUGUUAGGAUACUGUAAGUCCACGGCAGAGUCUAGAGGUAGGUAGUACAGGAGCAGUUUCUCCUGGCCUGGUACUAUGAGCUAAUGACAGUGUGAGUGCUGAGUUUGAAGUAGUUGGAUGUUUAUUUUUCCUGAGUAAGAAAGCAUGAAAAGCGAGCUGCUUCACCUAGCUCUGAUCACCGCUCUGUGAGGUCAUAGGGCUUUGCUUGGUUGCUGCAGCCUGUUGGGUCUUCACGGAGAAGCUGUUCUCUGUCUUUCUCAUGAGGCCUCCUUUCUUCUCCCUCUGCUUCUAUCUUGUCCACAGCUGAGGCUGUUAUGUACUUUCUUGAAACAAAUAGCCAUUGAUAUGCAUAAGUAUGCUUUUUAAAAAUGAGCUUUCUUAAAUGAUUGAGAGUUUUGUCUGCCUCUUGAGGCGGGAGCUUUCAUGGGGAGAGGCCCCCCCAUCUGCAUAAGCAUUGGCUUGUUGAGAUCUCUGCAUUUUAUAAAUGCUUCCUACUGAGAAAGCAUUUUUUAAGUCACUCUUUGUACCAGGUAAUUUUUGCUGGGAUGGGAAAGAGUUGUUUUUGUUUUUUGUUUUUUUUUUUUGGAGGGGGGGGACUGGGUGAUGGGUUUUUGUUGAUGCUUUCUGUGUUCUGAGGCAGUAACAGUGAGUUGUGGUGAAAACAAGUGUGUGCUGUUGCCUUGGGAAUUAUAUGGAGUUUUUCAUGUGGCUUUGUCUAGGUUAAUAGAAAUUGUGUGCACUGGGAUAUGCAGGUGUAUGCUUUUUAACAGUUCACAAGUUUUAAGUUAUUAAGAAUAACACAAAAUCGAAUCACUUUAAGGCCAUAUGAUUCUAGACUUAACAUUGUUUUACAAAUCUUUAAAAUACAUUUUAGAAUCAAAAUUGAUGUGCUUAGUAUCUUUUGAGUAAUAUAAGCUUUCUUAAAGUCCCAUACAUUCGGACUGUGGCAGCUAAUUUUGUAAUUUAAGCAUUCAUAUGAACUACCUAUGACAUAUAUUAAAAACUGUUGACAAAAUCUGA
Peromyscus maniculatus bairdii (prairie deer mouse) is the source of this 2502-nucleotide messenger RNA. NCBI's taxonomy places the organism in Eukaryota, Metazoa, Chordata, Mammalia, Rodentia, Cricetidae. The record is from RefSeq and is a predicted model, not a curated record.